Molecule: messenger RNA, 1295 nt
Organism: Drosophila bipectinata
Lineage: Eukaryota; Metazoa; Arthropoda; Insecta; Diptera; Drosophilidae
Gene: Rpt4R
Product: Regulatory particle triple-A ATPase 4-related
Biological process (GO): positive regulation of RNA polymerase II transcription preinitiation complex assembly
Cellular component (GO): cytosolic proteasome complex; proteasome regulatory particle, base subcomplex
Molecular function (GO): ATP hydrolysis activity; proteasome-activating activity; ATP binding
Source: RefSeq, a predicted model, not a curated record
CCUCGUCUUCUGCGGAGCUUCUAAAUAAACGCUUUAAAUAUGACAACCCCCGAGGCACGACCACCGAUGGACGAUGAACGCAUCAAGGCGCUGACAAACUACCGCACCAAGUUACUGGAGCAUCGGGAAAUCGAGGCGCGCUUGAAAAACCUUCGGGACAAGCACAAGAUUCUCAGUGCCCAGUUCGAGAAGUCUGAGGACGAUCUGAAGGCCUUGCAGAGCGUUGGCCAGAUGCUGGGCGAGAUCCUCAAGCAGCUCACGCCGGACAAUUUUAUUGUGAAAGCUUCGAAUGGACCGCGUUAUGUGGUGGGCUGUCGUCGCCAGAUAAACAAGGCCAAACUAAAGCCGGGAACACGUGUGGCCUUGGACAUAACCACGCUGACCAUCAUGCGCUAUCUUCCGCGCGAGGUUGAUCCUCUCGUGUAUAACAUGACUCACGAGGAUCCUGGCAAUGUCAACUAUACCGAAAUCGGAGGACUGAGCGAGCAGAUUCGGGAGCUGCGCGAGGUGAUUGAGCUACCUCUUCUCAAUCCGGAAAUCUUCUUGCGUGUGGGUAUCAGUCCACCCAAGGGCUGCCUCCUUUACGGGCCACCUGGCACCGGAAAAACCCUGCUGGCCCGUGCCAUUGCUUCUCAACUGGAUGCCAAUUUUCUAAAGGUGGUUUCUUCGGCCAUUGUGGACAAGUACAUUGGGGAGAGUGCCCGCCUGAUUCGGGAGAUGUUUGCCUACGCUCGGGACCAUCAGCCAUGCAUUAUUUUCAUGGACGAGAUUGAUGCCAUUGGCGGGCGGCGUUUCUCUGAGGGCACCUCCGCCGAUCGCGAGAUCCAACGCACUCUGAUGGAGCUGCUUAACCAGAUGGAUGGUUUCGAUGCUCUGGGUCAGGUUAAAAUGAUCAUGGCCACCAACAGACCGGAUACCCUAGACCCGGCUCUACUCCGUCCGGGGCGUUUGGACCGCAAGCUUGAGAUCCCCUUGCCAAAUGAGGUGGCUCGCAUGGACAUCCUUAGGAUACACGCUGCUCCUUUGGCAAAACGUGGUGAGGUCGACUACGAGGCCAUCAUAAAGCUCUCCGAUUUGUUCAAUGGCGCCGAUUUGCGGAAUAUAUGCACGGAGGCCGGCCUGUUUGCUUUGCGUGCCGAUAGGGAGUAUGUCAUGCAAGAGGAUUUCAUGAAGGCGGUACGCAAGAUCGCAGACAAUAAGAAGCUGGAAUCGAAGCUUGACUACAAGCCCAUUUAGGAAUUGGAUUAACAUCUUGUCAGAGUUUAAUAAGAAUCAAUAAAUGACUAAUGUCCAUA